Molecule: messenger RNA, 3439 nt
Organism: Hippopotamus amphibius kiboko
Lineage: Eukaryota; Metazoa; Chordata; Mammalia; Artiodactyla; Hippopotamidae
Gene: JPH4
Product: junctophilin 4
Exons: 5
Coding region: 1-1887 (628 amino acids)
Biological process (GO): regulation of synaptic plasticity
Cellular component (GO): endoplasmic reticulum membrane; plasma membrane; junctional membrane complex
Source: RefSeq, a predicted model, not a curated record
AUGUCCCCCGGGGGCAAGUUCGACUUUGACGACGGGGGCUGCUACGUGGGGGGCUGGGAGGCGGGGCGGGCACAUGGCUACGGCGUGUGCACGGGGCCCGGCGCCCAGGGCGAGUACAGCGGCUGCUGGGCGCACGGCUUCGAGUCACUGGGCGUCUUCACGGGGCCCGGCGGACACAGCUACCAGGGCCACUGGCAGCAGGGCAAGCGCGAAGGGCUGGGCGUGGAGCGCAAGAGCCGCUGGACGUACCGUGGCGAGUGGCUGGGCGGGCUGAAGGGGCGCAGCGGUGUGUGGGAGAGCGUGUCCGGCCUGCGCUACGCCGGGCUCUGGAAGGACGGCUUCCAGGACGGCUACGGCACCGAGACCUACUCCGACGGAGGCACCUACCAGGGCCAGUGGCAGGCCGGGAAGCGCCACGGCUACGGGGUGCGCCAGAGCGUGCCCUACCAUCAGGCGGCGCUGCUGCGCUCGCCCCGCCGCACCUCCCUGGACUCGGGCCACAGCGACCCCCCGACACCACCCCCGCCCUUGCCCCUGCCCGGCGACGAAGGAGGCAGCCCGGCCUCCGGCUCCCGGGGAGGCUUCGUGCUGGCCGGGCCUGGGGACGCUGACGGUGCGUCCUCCAGAAAGCGCACCCCCGCGGCCGGCGGCUUCUUCCGCCGCUCGCUGCUGCUCAGCGGGCUGCGGGCUGGCGGGCGCCGGAGCUCCUUGGGCAGCAAGCGGGGCUCCCUGCGCAGCGAGGUGAGCAGCGAGGUGGGCAGCACGGGACCCCCGGGCUCCGACGCCAGCGGGCCCCCGGCCCCGGCGCCGCCCGCCCUCAUCGAGGGCUCGGCCACUGAGGUGUAUGCAGGCGAAUGGCGCGCCGACCGGCGCAGCGGCUACGGCGUGAGCCAGCGCUCCAACGGGCUGCGCUACGAGGGCGAGUGGCUGGGCAACCGGCGGCACGGCUACGGGCGCACCACCCGCCCCGACGGCUCCCGCGAGGAGGGCAAGUACAAGCGCAACCGGCUGGUGCACGGGGGGCGCGUGCGCAGCCUCCUUCCUCUGGCCCUUCGGCGGGGCAAAGUCAAGGAGAAGGUGGACAGGGCUGUCGAGGGCGCCCGUCGAGCCGUGAGCGCUGCCCGCCAGCGCCAGGAGAUCGCCGCUGCCAGGGCAGCAGACGCCCUCUUAAAGGCAGUGGCAGCCAGCAGUGUCGCUGAGAAGGCUGCAGAGGCGGCUCGAAUGGCCAAACUGAUAGCCCAAGACCUACAGCCCAUGUUGGAGGCCCCAGGCCGCAGACCCAGGCAGGACUCAGAAGGUUCCGACACAGAGCCCUUGGAUGAGGACAGCCCUGGAGUGUACGAGAAUGGACUGACCCCCUCGGAGGGCUCCCCUGAACUGCCCAGCAGUCCUGCCUCCUCCCGCCAACCCUGGCGAGCCCCUGCCUGCCGGAGCCCACUGCCUUCUGGAGGGGACCGAGGUCCCUUCUGCAGCCCCAAAGCUUGGCCUGAGGAGUGGGGGGGCCCAGGUGAGCAGGCAGAAGAACUAGCUGGCUAUGAGGCAGAGGACGAGGCUGGGCUGCAGGGGCCAGAGCCCAGAGACGGCUCCCCACUCCUCGGAGGCUGCAGCGACAGCUCUGGAAGUCUUCGAGAGGAGGAGGGGGAGGAUGAAGAGCCCUCGCCCCAGCGGAGGACCCCAGGGGGCUUGGAGCUGGAGUCCACAGCCUUGCCAGUCCUGAGGGGUCUGUCCUCAAGGGGUCCUGACGCCGGGAGCCUGGCGGAAGAGGCUGAGGAGACUGCUGCGACUGAGAGGCCCGCCCCGCCGGGAGCUGCCAACCCGCUGGUGGUGGGAGCCGUGGCCCUCCUGGACCUCAGCCUGGCAUUCCUGUUCUCCCAGCUCCUCACCUGAGGCUCCUGCCUGGCCUAGUUCUGGCUUUGGUUGCUGCCUCUUAACUCCUCUGACCUGCCUUUUUCUCUUUUCUUCCUCCUGGUUGUUUUUUCUUCUAUCUUUCUUUCACUUCUUUCCCUUUCUUUUCUGUCCCCCUCUGGUUUUAUCUCUUGCUUUUUCUUUCCCUCUCGCCUUUCAGAUUUUCUCAUUCCUUCUGGCUCUGUCUCUGUCCUCCUCACUCCUUUCCCCACCCACCCCUUCUCUCUCUCUCUAGAUUGUUUACAUAUGAAGGGCUUUUCUCGCUCAGAGUCGCUCUCUUCUCUGAGACACACAAUUCUAAGUCAGACCAUUGCCCACACCCUCCCUGCCUUUACUUUAGACCUGAACUUGGAUGAGGGUGGGGGUUUGGAGUCUCCCAGAGGCUGAGUGGAAAGGAAGAAGCAAAUGGAGAAGGGGUGUACUCUAUACUGCAGAAGACUGUAUACUGGGCAAGACACUAGCCAUGCUGCUGUGACUCCCUGACCCAAGGGACCUGGUGUCCCUCUGAGGCCUAGUGAUAAAGCUGGGGGGCGGGGGUGCAGCCUCCAUCUCUGACCUUGGAGGAUCCUAUCUCACCUCCAAGCACGGAGCUAGGUUCUUGCAGAACUCCAUCCAUCCCUGAAGGAGAUGAGGGGAAUGAAAAGCAGAAUGGCUUACCAACAUCUUCUCCCUCUUUCUUUCCUCAACAGCCAGCCCCUCAUCCAACCCUCUAGGGUGGCAUGCCAUGUCAAGAGCAAUGUGUAAAGAAAAGAAAAUGUUCAGUGUGGCCAAGCCCACCCACUGACCUCUCCCACCUUUCUCUCUCUCCCUAAGUGUUUAUUUGGUUGGUCUGGACUCACGUGUGGCCUUUGAUUAAAUUUCUAAGGGACCUGAAGACAUUUCUACUACAGAGGGUUAGAGGCACCUGAGCAGGGACCCCACUCGCCAACUCUGGCAGGAGUGGCUGGGGGAGGCAGUUCUGGAGAAUGAACCAGACAGGAUGACAGGAACUCACAGGGCAGCAGAAACUGUUUCAUAGUCUCUAAGUGGGUUACAUCCCUUUCCCCAUAAUACCAGACUCUUGUGAAAUGGGAAAGCAACAGAAGGAGGGGAUCAAAGGAAGCCAAUCUCUCACACACUUUCCAGGCAGAGCAGAGGUGAGAGUCAACCUGGGGUGAGAAGUGGGUGGAGAGCCCUGUUUGAGGUUGUGGCAAUCCCUGGUACUAGCUUUUCCCCUAUGGGCAGGAAGCCCUAGGAAGAGGGGACUGUCAGGUCCCCAGAGGAUCUUUCCUCCCUCCCCUGCAUGAGGCAGAGGCAAGCUGCCUGCCAACCCCCUCCCUCAAGGAAUGGCCUUGCCUGGGAAUGCCCACCACACAUAACUCUUUUUUUCUAGUCAAACUCUGUUUACUCCUUGGCCUGCCUCCCUCCUUCCUCCCCUCUCAACCUUUACUUCUGAUUUCUAUUUCAUGGAAUUUGGGAUUGAAGUUAAACUACAACAGUGCCGCCAACACCAAGUCUUGCAGGAAAAAAAAAAUACAAAGAAAUUUAACCAAAA